AUGGAGUUCGUGAUGGAAGGAUGGCCGUUAAAGCAAGACUUGAUGCCGAGUCGUCAGCCACUUUUUCGAGUUCAAGAGGAACUCACGGUAUUCGAAGACCUCCUAAUACGUGGAGAUCGCAUAGUGGUACCACCAGCGUUCACGGGACAUCUCAUACAGCUAGCCCAUGAAUCGCACCCAGGCAUCGUGCGCACCAAGCAGCGUUUAAGGGAGAAAUACUGGUGGCCACAGAUGGAUAAACAAGUUGAGAAUGCUGUCAAGUCGUGUAAUAUUUGUCAAGGCGCCGACAAAAGUGCGAAGACGGCUGAUACGCCACUGCAACCCAUUCCGUUUCCGAGCAGGCCAUGGGAGAAGGUAGCCGUGGACAUAAUGGGCCCUUUUGAAAAAGCUCCUCCUGACUGCAGGUACGCCAUCAUGAUGGUGGACUAUUUUUCUAAAUGGCCAGAGGCCGAGUCCUGCGCGAAUGUGACAGCAUCAACAAUUUUGGACUUCCUGUUUGCACGAGAAGGCUAUCCGGACAACCUGGUGUCCGAUCACGAACCCCAGUUCAUUUCACAUCAGUUUGAACAGUUCCUCAGGGAUAGAGGCAUUCAACAUUCAUUUUCAUCUCUGUAUUAUCCACGUGCAAACGGGCUUGUUGAAAGGUUUAAUAGAAUUCUGAAAAACUAUGUUCAAGCCACGUUCUUGGAAGGAAGACCACUGCGACAAACAGUCACCGAGUACCUGGGACUGUACAGAUGUACCCCGCAUGCAACUACCGGAAAAUCACCUGCCGAACUUUUACAUGGCAGGAAACCACGGACACGACUGGACAUCGUUGGGAUACCGUCAUCUUUACUUGAGGAUGAUCCUGCUGCAGCAAUGACCAAUCUACGUGAACGCGUGCGCAGGCAUCAGCAACAGAGCAAGACCCGUCUGCUGCCUCCGAGACAUAGACGUCCUCCCAAAAGAUACGGGGACCCCGUCGGUCAUUAA
Ornithodoros turicata is the source of this 975-nucleotide messenger RNA. RefSeq lists its product as uncharacterized. The coding region runs from base 1 to 975 and encodes 324 amino acids. The record is from RefSeq and is a predicted model, not a curated record. Gene Ontology annotation, molecular function: nucleic acid binding. The transcript has a single exon. Lineage: Eukaryota; Metazoa; Arthropoda; Arachnida; Ixodida; Argasidae. Gene Ontology annotation, biological process: DNA integration.